CUUCGGUCCUUCCAACCUUCCAGCAGGCGGCGUCGAUGCCCUUUUCCCAAUCGGCGCUGCCUCUGGAGCUCUCUCUCUCUCUCUCUCUCACCAGUUGACCUGAGCCUGAGCCAGAGCCCCCGCAGCACGAGCUCAACCAGACCGGACCCAACUGACUGAACUGAACAGAACUGAACAGAACUGAAAUAGCUGAUGGAUGGAUGAGCUCAAACCCCCCGAGACUCAUCCCGAUCCCCGCUCUGGUGGUAUCCGCCAGCGGUCAGACUUUCACUCUCUCCCUCUCGGAGCGAAGAGACUCUUCACAGCACUCCCUUGCCAGCGUCCACUGAGGCCGAGCACCGCAGCGGGCCUAGUUUGCACCACUGCGCUCCAUUCAACUCUCCUCUGUCGUGGCGUGAUCGGGAUUGGAAUUUGUUUCUUCGUCCUGCAGUGUUGUCUCAAGCCUUCUGUCUCUGCUUGCUCGCAUUUGCUUUUUACACAAUUGUCACCGCCGGUGGCUGCGGGUGCUAGUGGGGCUAGCUAGCUAGUGGCCGAAUCGUUGGCAGGCGCGUUGUCGCUCGAACAUUCCUCCGUCGUCGCUCGAUGAAUGGUCUUUGCCGGCCCGGACCAAUGUGAGCUGGAGCUGCCGAGGUCACUCGAGUCGUGGCGGAUGAUCGAGAGGCGGACGAAGGAGAUUUGGAAAGACCGUGCACCGAUGCAGAGUCGAGUAGAGUAGAGGGAGGAGCAUAUGCGGGACGAGGAGGGUGCAGCGGAUGGCUAGAGGAGACGACGAUGAUGAGUGAGCAACAGUACCUUCUUCCGGGAAUCCCCGACCGGAUUACGAUCGAGGGCAUUCUCACGCGAGCGCCCUGGAAGACUCUCUGCACUCUGUGCGCCGUGAACCGAGCAUGGCGCCACGCGAUUCAGAGCCGGCGAGUGUACGACGCGCGCACUUGCACCAAAUCCUCGCGCACGCUGGUCGUCCUCAUCCACAACAAUCCGUCGGCCGCCGCGCCUCGAGACCGCUCGGGCUCAGGCGCUAGCGAUUCGAGCGCCACCGGGCGCGGCGGCGUCGGCCCGAAAAACCCCGUCCCCGCGCACUGGCGCUUCGCCGUCUCGCUCUACGACCCCGACGAUGGCUCGUGGAUCAAGCUGCCCUCCAUCCCGGGAAUCACCAGCGGCGUCCCGAAAUUCUGCGGAUGCGCUUUCUUGGACGGGAAGCUGUACAUUCUCGGGGGCGACGACUUCGACCGCGUCUACUCGACGCGGGAGGCGCACAUGAUCGAUCUGGCCGCAGGGCGUGGGGUGUGGGAGCGGUGCGCCAGCAUGGAGUGCCCGCGGUCGCAAUUCUGCUGCGCCGUGAACAAUGGGCGGAUUUACGUCUUCGGGGGCGGCUGUCGGCCGCAGAUCGACUACUCGCGAGACGCCGAGGUCUUCGAUCCCGAGAAGAACACUUGGCGGUCCAUCGCUGACAUGAUGCACUCGCGGACGAAUCACACGGUGCUGAAUCUUGAGGGCCGGCUGUUGGUCAUCGGGGGCGCGGUCUGGCUCGAGGCCGAGGACGAGAUCAAUUUCCAGAAGUCGGGCGGCGACGAGCUCUUCGAGCAUUGCUUCAACCCUACUUUUGCCGAAGUGUACGAUCCCCGGAAGAACAAGUGGCGGACCGUGGAGAACAUCACCAAGCGCGAGAAGGACGAUGCGUUCGUCGUGGUGCACGGGAAGAUGUUCGUCCUGAGGCCGGACUCGGUGCAUGUGUACGACGUCGCUUACAACUCGUGGACGUUCGUGCAGCCCAUUUCGUGGGAGACGCAGCUGCGCAAUGGGGCUAAGGAUUGUAGCGUCAGAGCUGCGGCUUACGUCGGGCGGGAGCUCGUGGCAGUCGUCGGCCGAUGUGCGGAGGAAGACUAUGGCAUUAUUCUGCUCAAGAGCAAGAACUUUCGGCGGAAAAAUGCCUUGAUGACCUGGGAGCCCAUCGCUUCUCCCUACGUCUUCGACACGGACCAUCAUCCCAUAUUGUCUAUCCAGCUUUGAUAUUAUCGAGGUUGGUCCUUGUCCAUCGUGUCCAGCUUGCUCGGCUGCUUCUGUUUCCUUGGAAGUCCCGUCGCUCUCGCUCGAAAUCUCACCAUGUCAGAAGAAUUCAUCGUCGUGAUUAAACAGGAGUUUCACUCUUGAAGAAGAGCAUCACGUUCUCGUGGAUGGAAUACUAUGAAUUUACGCUACAACUGCAUCUCUCUAGGGUAUGAGGCCCCGGCCAGUGAAUACAUGGCAUCAUACAUUGCAUCUUCUGCCAGUACUCCUGGCCCUUGCGUAGGCGCUCGACAGUCUCAUGACGAAUCUCGAAUGCAUCGCAAGUUCUGCCGCAAGUACAUUGCUCGAUUGGUUUAGUAAUUUCAGUGGUCGGUAAAUCAGCACAUAGGGCUGUUCUGUACCAUUCGAGUUAACUUCACUUCUGUCAAAAAUGGAUCCAUCGCUGUGGCAUCAGAUGUGAGCCUCACAUGGCUCUCCAUAUCAAUACCUGUGCCCUUGAGCUCCUUCCCUGGAAGGAACUUUCUGCAGAGGACUGUUUCUCACUCGUCUAGAGAUAGGAGGCAGAUCGCAAAGUGCACUGGUGCCAGAUUGAUUGAGAUUGGGCUACACUCUUGACUGAACCACCCAUUGUCAGAAAGGUGAACUGCUGUCUGCUGUCACCUCCAAAGGAAUUAGUUGUACUAUUGAUGUCUAAUCAUCUAGAUUGAGAUUUCUUGGUUCACAAGGGCAAUUCAGUGAGCUUCAUGAAGAGAACCUGUUCAUCUAGCUGAACUUGUUUAUUCGACAGAAGGGCUAGAACAGUGGGUUUCGGGUGGGUCGAGCAUUCGGAUCUGCAAAUUACGCAUAAGUGACUGAAAAUAGGAGAGCAGAAGAGGAGACUUUCUCCGACCAGGUCUUUGUCUCCGC
Molecule: messenger RNA, 2913 nt
Organism: Marchantia polymorpha subsp. ruderalis
Lineage: Eukaryota; Viridiplantae; Streptophyta; Marchantiopsida; Marchantiales; Marchantiaceae
Source: the annotation of a GenBank genome assembly